AUGUUAGUGAAGGAUUUUUAUGUUGAUGACAUGCUCUCUGGCGUUGAUUCAAUCGAGGAAGGCAUUACACUUUGUGCAGACGUCCAAGAACUACUCCGCGGUGGAGGGUUUACCCUGCGAAAAUGGAGCUCAAACUGUCCCGAGAUUCUCGAGCAGAUACCUCCAGAGUAUCGAGACGAAAGAACUUCUUUCGAGUUAGAUGGUUCAAGUGCAGCAAUCAAGACCUUGGGGCUUGUGUGGGAGCCUCAAUCAGAUUUUUUCAACUUCAAAGCACCUGAGUGGAAUGAGUCUGCCAUAACGAAGUGCGUCGCUGUCUCUGACCUUGUAAGAAUUUUCGAUCCAAGUGAUCUCAUUGGGCCAGUUAUUGUGGCCGGAAAAAUAUUCAUUCAGCAUCUGUAA
This is a messenger RNA of Armigeres subalbatus, 399 nucleotides long. RefSeq lists its product as uncharacterized. Bases 1 to 399 code for a protein of 132 amino acids. The record is from RefSeq and is a predicted model, not a curated record. NCBI's taxonomy places the organism in Eukaryota, Metazoa, Arthropoda, Insecta, Diptera, Culicidae. The transcript has a single exon.